AUGCAAAGUGAUGAUGUCGUUUCUUCUUCAAGACGUAUAGUAACUCUUGAACAAUUCAUUGUGGAUACUUUCAGUAGGAUAGGUGAAGAUGGCAUCGAGAGACCUGUCGAUCAACCUGAUCAAAUAGGAGGAGGGGGAACAUAUGCUAUAAUCGGAGCCAGGAUUUUCGUAAGCCCUUGCAGGCUCGGUAUGAUCGUAGAUUAUACUUCUUCUACUCUACCGGAGUCUAUGCGUGAUACGCUGGAGCGGUUCGGAGAAGAAAUGUGGGCUUUCAGAGGAAGGGCAGAUGGGCAUCCUACAGCUAGUGCAAUCAAUCGAUAUCAAGGUCAAACAAGGGGUUUCGAAUACCUCACUGAACCUCUUCUUCUUACUCCUCUUUCUCUUCUGAAUACGGCUUUUGGGGAUCCGUUACCCUCCGCAGUCCACUUCAUCUCGUACCCCGCUCCGAGGGCUGAACGAGUUCUGUCCGAAAUAACAUCACUAAAUGCGACAAAGGGCUGGAAUCCUAUGGUGAUCUGGGAGCCAGAAGCGGAGAGCUUAGAGGUUAUAGGACGUGUUUCCAAAGACAUAGAUGUUAUUGGACCAAACCACCAUGAAGUAUCGCGUCUUCUCCCUUCGCUUCUUCCCACUUCAAGCCAAGAAGAACAUCUUCGAGACUUCUACAGUCAAGCGUGUAUAGAAUUCCUGAAGUACAAACCGAAAAUUGGAGUGGUCGUGAGAUGUGGUCAUUUGGGAUGCUGCUUCUCCACUACUCCUGACCCCACCUCCAUUUCUUGUUCUCCCUCGAAGAUUGAGGUUAAAUGGAUACCGGCGUAUUGGCAUCUGAAUAGAAAAGGUUGGAAUGAAGGAAGAGUCGUCGAUCCAACAGGUGCAGGAAACGCUUUCAUGGGUGGAUUGGCAGCUGCCUUAGAUUCUGGUGAAUCACUGGACGAAGCUGUGAUAUGGGGGAGUGUGGCUGCUUCUUUCACUAUUGAACAAGAUGGUCUACCUACACUGACGCGGAAGAAUGGAAAAGAGCUUUGGAAUGGGGAAGAUCCGUGGGAUAGGGUGCAAGAGAUGCAGAGAGACGUUGGAAAUCUACCAUGA
Molecule: messenger RNA, 1086 nt
Organism: Kwoniella shivajii
Lineage: Eukaryota; Fungi; Basidiomycota; Tremellomycetes; Tremellales; Cryptococcaceae
Exons: 7
Coding region: 1-1086 (361 amino acids)
Source: RefSeq, a predicted model, not a curated record